AUGAGUGAACAAUCUAACGUACAAGCAGUACAACCAGAACAAGCUCAACAGAUCGCAGCAGCGCAGGCACAAGUCCAGGCGGGGAUGAAUGCAGGUGUAACAUCUGCUGGUGUGCCUUACAGCUCUGGUAUGGGCCAAAACAUGGUAUUUCAAUCCAUGGCAGGAGGAAGUGGUUAUUUCUUCCCUCCAAAUGGUUCUGCCCCAAUGAGCAUGGGAAGUGGAGCUUUUGCAAGUGUUGGAAUGCCAGGAAUGUAUGAAGUAGAUCCAAAUAUGCUUUCAGGUGGCUAUUCUGCACCCUAUGGUUCCGCAAUGGGAAGUAGUUUCUAUCUUCCAAAUCAAUACGGAGGCUCAGGAAUUAUGGCAAUGCCAUAUACUUACGAUCCUUAUGGUUUGAUUAACCCAGGAAUUAUCCCUCCAGUUGCAACAAAGAUAGCUAAGAAAAAGAGAUCAGGAUGUUGUUGA
Messenger RNA from Cryptosporidium ubiquitum, 462 nucleotides. RefSeq lists its product as uncharacterized. The transcript has a single exon. The coding region runs from base 1 to 462 and encodes 153 amino acids. NCBI's taxonomy places the organism in Eukaryota, Apicomplexa, Conoidasida, Eucoccidiorida, Cryptosporidiidae. The record is from RefSeq and is a predicted model, not a curated record.